UUCUUUAGAAUUUGGAAGAUACAAAAGACUCAACAUGAUAGAUGGGGAGAUGCUAUCCUCUGCAUAAGGAGUAUAGCACCACGAGUCGCAGCCUCAAAUAAUCAGGAUUGAAAUUAAGAGAAGUUUCUUUAUUGAGAUGGUGUUAAAUCUUUGGAAUUCUCUAUCCUGCAGUAUCAGGUUAUUGGUUGGAUUGAAAACUGAGAAUUGACAGAUUUCUGGAAAUGAAAGGAGUAGGUCAGGAAAAUGAUGUUGAUGAAGAAGAGGAGCCUUGCUCUGGUUGAAAAGCGAAAUGGUCUACUCCUAGUUCUUAUGUUAUUUUGUUCAUCCAUCCAUCUCUACCUCUUCACUCUUCUUCCUCAUGCCUAACUUCUCCAUUUCUCAGUCCUACCCCUCACUUCCCCUAGAAUCACCUCAGGGUGAGGUGCAGUGGAUUUAAGAAGAUUCCAGGCCCUAGUUGGAGUGCGAAGGUGAGGACUGGCCUUGCUCACUGAUGCUCUGCCUCCUUGCUCUCUCUUUGUCCCCACAGCAUAGCUGCGAAGAGAUGUGCCCUGCGUCACACCUUCUCAGCCCCAGGGCACAGUGCCAGCCUCCUGCAGGGCCUGUCGGCACUCCGAGCCCACGAGCAGCUCCUGGACGUGGUGCUAAUGGUGAAUGCGGUGAUAUUUCGGGUACACCGCGCAGUGUUGGCCGCCUGCAGUGACUAUUUCCGGCAUUCACAGUAGAACAGAGAAAUACAAUGGAAUCAACAAAAAAAACUACACACAAAGACCAACAAACAACAAAGUGCAAAAUACACAUCAAAGUUGCUGGUGAACGCAGCAGGCCAGGCAGCAUCUAUAGGAAGAAAGUGCAAAAUAAGUUAAAUUGCAAAUUUUAAAAAUGUAAAAAAAUACUGAGAACAUGAGUUGUAGACUCCUUGAAAGUGAGUCUGUAGGUUGUGGAAUCAGUUCAGAGCUGAGAGGCAUUUGAAUAAGUACAACAGAGGCAACUUACUUCAAAAAUAGAAACACGUAUAUCGGGGGGCAGUGGUAGAGGCUGUCGGAAAGGAGAUGGUGAAUGGGCGAUGUUCACAGGGGGAAUGCGGGAAAUGGGCCAAGAUGUCAUUGAGUUGAAAGGGGUGUCUGCCAGGGGUCUGAGACACAUCAUUGAUUUUGCAUACAGUGCUGAGGUGACAUUGGACCUUGACUGCGUACAAGACGUGCUGGGAGCUGCUGUCUUCCUGCAGAUCACGCCUGUGGUUGAAUUGUGUGAGCAGUUCCUAAAGUCGGCCAUGAGCGUGGAGACUUGCCUCAACAUUGGCCAGAUGGCCACCACUUUCAGCCUCACCUCCCUGAAAGAGUCAGUGGAUGCCUUUACCUUUGCUCAUUUCUUACAAAUUGCAGAGGAGGAGGAUUUCCUGCACCUUCCCCUCGAGCGCCUUGUCUUCUUCCUGAAAAGCAACAAGCUGAAGAACUGCAGUGAAGUUGACCUAUUCCGUGCUGCCAUCAGGUGGUUGCAGUAUGAUGAGACGCGACUAGCUAAUGCCAGCCUGGUCCUCUGCCACAUCCGCUUCCCUUUGAUGAAGUCCACUGAGCUAGUGGAUAGCGUCCAGACACAAAGCUUAAUGCUGGACGAUCCCAUGUGUCGUCAGUACUUGUUGGAAGCCUUUAACUACCAAAUUCUGCCAUUUCGACAGCAUGAGAUGCAGUGCAGCCGAACUAUGAUCCGCUCAGAUACCCUCUCCCUAGUUGCCUUCGGUGGCACUCCCUACACUGACAACAACAGGACAGUCAGCCGCAAAGUCUUUGUUCUUGCAGAUGGGAAUGCCCGUCAGUUCUCGGAGUGGCCCGAGAUGGAGAUAGGCUGCAGCCACGCCUGUGUAGCUGUCUUGGACAAUUUUGUGUACGUGGUGGGAGGUCAGCACUUGCAGUACCGCAGCGGCGAAGGGGCAGUCAGCUGUUGUUUCCGCUAUGACCCGCAUCUCAGUCAUUGGCUGCGCAUUUGUGCCAUGCAGGAGGCUCGCAUUCAGUUCCAGCUGGAUGUGCUGCAAGGGAUGCUGUUCGCCACUGGGGGGCGUAACCUUUCUGGGAGCCUCUCCACAGUAGAGUGUUAUUCCCCACGACGCAAUGAAUGGACCAAUGUAUGUUGCUUGAAACGGCGGACAUGGGGACAUGCAGGGACAUCCAGUGGGGGCAAGCUCUACAUCUCUGGAGGGUAUGGUAUCACCAUUGAAGAUAAGAAAUCUCUUCACUGUUAUAAUCCUGAAACAGAUCUCUGGGAACAAAAGGCUUCAAUGAAUGAGCCGCGGGUGCUUCACUCAAUGGUCGGGGCAAAUGGGAGGAUCUAUGCUUUGGGUGGCCGGAUGGACCAUGUUGACCACUGCUUUGAUGUCCUGGCUGUUGAGUAUUAUAUCCCUGAGAAUGACCAGUGGACCAGUGUCAGUCCAAUGAGGACAGGCCAGUCUGAAGCAGGUUGCUGUGUAUUACAUAGAAAGAUCUAUGUGGUGGGAGGUUAUAAUUGGCACUUAAACAACGUGACAAGUGUUGUGCAGGUUUAUAACAUUGGGACAGACGAGUGGGAGAGGGACCUGCAUUUCCCCGAAUCUUUAGCAGGGAUUGCCUGUGCUCCUGUUGUCUUUCCACAGCUUUCAGCACAGAGAUAGUGAUGGUAAUGCUCCUGGAUAGAUUAAGAAGCUGGAAUGGGGACUGGGAAGAGAGCCCAAUGGAUCUGUUAACAUCACUACACUUGUUUGUCCAAAAUUGUAAAGAAUCAGUUCAAAGCCAGUUUUAUCCAGGAGUUUUCACUGAUCAGCCACCUAACCACUUUGCCAGAGACCUUGAUUAAUUUUGGGGAUGAAAAGACAGCUGACUACUCAGUUGGCCUUCACUACUUUGCUUUGUACCAUGCAUAGGCUCACUACUUCCAUGGUGCUGCAUUCAUUGUAGUAAGUUCCUAUUUAGCUCCAAGAAGCCAUUGGAUCUGGAAGGAUUUAAAUACAGCCUGUGAGUGGGCAGCAAAGCAAAUCAAAAUGCAAGGUGCUGGCCUGCAGCCCCUGUUGCCUUGUAUGUCUCACUGUAGCUUGUGUUGCCCGACUCUUGCAUGCCAACUCCUGUUGUUCUCCCGCCUUCUUCCCCCCCAAUCAAAUUGAUUUUUAAAUCACUGAAUGAUCAAGUUUUGAUACAAGCCUCUUAAAACCACCUAAUGCAAAGAAAAGCAAAUGGGAAUUCUUCAGAAAUCUGGAAUCUGUUCAAAAUUCAUGGAAUUCUGCUGCUACUGGGACCAUUUUCCAUUAAUUAAUCAAACUGUGUGAUUAUGACAUCUGGAAAUAAAGUGUGGAAUCUAUGUUGAAAUGCACUGAAUGUUGAACACUAAUAUAUUUGGUAAUUACUUGUGUCUAGAAACUGAAUACUGUUCUGCCACUAAUUUAAACCAUCUAUGUAAAAUGUAAUAUUACACUUGUA
This is a messenger RNA of Mobula hypostoma (lesser devil ray), 3440 nucleotides long. RefSeq names its product kelch-like family member 26 (gene klhl26). Lineage: Eukaryota; Metazoa; Chordata; Chondrichthyes; Myliobatiformes; Myliobatidae. The coding region runs from base 1064 to 2641 and encodes 525 amino acids. The record is from RefSeq and is a predicted model, not a curated record. Gene Ontology annotation, molecular function: protein binding. The transcript has 4 exons.